Chrysemys picta bellii (western painted turtle) is the source of this 3160-nucleotide messenger RNA. RefSeq names its product propionyl-CoA carboxylase subunit alpha (gene PCCA). NCBI's taxonomy places the organism in Eukaryota, Metazoa, Chordata, Testudines, Emydidae. The record is from RefSeq and is a predicted model, not a curated record. Gene Ontology annotation, molecular function: propionyl-CoA carboxylase activity; metal ion binding; ATP binding. Gene Ontology annotation, cellular component: mitochondrion.
CUGAUUGGUUGAGCGCGGAGCGCUGGCCCCUCCCCCUCGCCGAGGUGAAAGGGCAACCAGGGCUCCGGCUGGCAGUGGCGAUGGCGGCGUCCUUGCGCCAGGUGGUCGCGGGCAGCUGGCGGCAGCCGGAGCGACACCUGCUUGCGCUGCAGUGUGCAGCACGCCAUUCAAGAUGGUGCCUUAUAACGUCACGUACAUUCUAUACAGCUGAAUAUGAUCCCAAUGAAAAGACAUUUGAGAAACUCCUUAUUGCCAACAGAGGAGAGAUUGCAUGCAGGGUGAUUAAAACAUGCAAGAAGAUGGGCAUUAAAACUGUUGCUAUACAUAGUGAUGUUGAUUCCAGUGCUGUUCAUGUGAAAAUGGCGGAUGAGGCUGUCUGUGUUGGCCCAGCUCCCACCAGCAAAAGCUACCUCAACAUGGAUGCCAUCAUGGAAGCCAUUAAGAAAACCAGGGCCCAAGCUGUCCACCCAGGAUAUGGAUUUCUUUCAGAAAACAAAGAAUUUGCCAGGCGUCUGGCAUCAGAAGGUGUCACCUUUAUUGGACCUGACACACAUGCUAUUCAAGCUAUGGGAGACAAGAUUGAAAGCAAAUUAUUAGCCAAGAAUGCAAAGGUCAACACAAUCCCUGGCUUUGAUGGAGUGGUCAAGGAUGCAGAUGAAGCUGUCAGAAUUGCAAGGGAAAUUGGCUACCCUGUCAUGAUCAAGGCCUCAGCAGGUGGUGGUGGGAAAGGCAUGAGAAUCGCUUGGGAUGAUGAAGAGACCAGGGAAGGCUUUAGAUUUUCAUCUCAAGAAGCUGCUUCAAGUUUUGGUGAUGAUCGACUAUUGAUAGAAAAGUUUAUUGAUAACCCUCGCCACAUAGAAAUCCAGGUUUUGGCAGAUAAGCAUGACAAUGCUUUGUGGCUGAAUGAAAGAGAGUGCUCCAUUCAAAGAAGAAAUCAAAAGGUUGUGGAAGAGGCACCAAGCACUUUUCUAGACGCUGAGACACGAAGAGCAAUGGGAGAACAAGCAGUAGCUCUUGCCAAAGCAGUAAAAUAUUCCUCUGCUGGAACUGUAGAAUUCCUUGUGGACACCAAGAAGAAUUUCUACUUUUUGGAAAUGAACACUAGACUUCAGGUUGAACAUCCCAUCACAGAAUGCAUUACUGGCCUGGACCUAGUCCAAGAAAUGAUCCGUGUUGCUAAGGGUUACCCUCUCAGGCACAAACAAGCUGAUAUUCCCAUCAACGGCUGGGCGGUUGAAUGUCGAGUUUAUGCUGAGGAUCCCUACAAAUCUUUCGGUCUGCCAUCUAUUGGUAGAUUGUCUCAAUACCAAGAACCACUACAUGUGUCCAAUGUACGUGUUGACAGUGGCAUACAAGAAGGAAGUGAUAUUAGCAUUUAUUAUGAUCCCAUGAUCUCAAAACUAAUUACAUAUGGCUCUGAUAGAGCUGAAGCAUUGCAAAGAAUGGAAGAGGCUCUGGACAAUUAUGUAAUUCGAGGUGUGACUCACAAUAUAGCUUUACUGCGAGAAGUGAUAAUCCAUCCACGCUUUGUUCGGGGGGAUGUCAGCACUAAAUUUCUUCCCGAUGUGUAUCCUGAUGGCUUUCAAGGACACAAAUUGACAGAUCUUGAGAAGAGGGAACUACUGGCAAUAGCAGCUUCUUUGUAUAUGGCUGAACAACUGAGAUCACAGCAAUUUCUAGGGUCUCCAAGAAUUUCUCUUGCUAAGCUGGAUCUGAACAACAGGGAGCUGUCGGUACAGUUAGGAGACGGAACUUACUCUGUUACAGUUUCAAACAACGGGUCAACAUUCUCUGUGGAAGUUGAUGGGAUGAAACUAAAUGUGACCAGUGAGUGGAACCUGGCUUCACCCUUAUCGUCUGUCACCAUUGAUGGCACUCAGAGGACUAUACAGUGCCUCUCUCGAGAUGCAGCUGGAAACAUAAGCAUUCAGUUUCUGGGCACAGUGCCACUAAGUAUUGUGUCCAGUACCUGUGUUCCAUUGAUGAAAAGCUGGCUUGGGCUACAAAGGAAGGACUGGAUAUGUCCCAAACAAUUGCUCCUAAUAUUCUUUGGUGCUGGCCAGAUGAACAAAGCAGUAGCUCAGCUCUCCCCUCCCCUUCCUUUCCUUUUAAUUUCCAGGCUUUUAAAGUCAAUUUCAGGACAGUAGUUGAUGAACAGUGUUAUACUACUCCCUUCCCAAACCCCACCAUCAGCCCCACCACUUCCUUCACUGGGAGCACAAUUUGGAGAUUCAAACAAAACCAAACAAACAAAACCCCCACUCCUAGCCCUAAAAUUUUUCAUGGAACAGGACCUACUGCUGAGGGCCUUUCUUCUGCUUGUUCCUAUUUUCCUCCCAGCGAGCAAAGAUGAGAAGGUAUGUUGUGAUAAUUGGGCCUACACAUUUACUCUAAUUGUGAGCUCAACUGUAAAAAGUAUGUGAAAUUUCACAUAAAAUGUCCCAGUAACCUAUAAUAAUGAAUGUUGAUGGGGAAAGGUACUAAAAGAGGACAGGCAGACUAAAUUAGUACAAACAAAAAGCCUACUGAUAUAACUUAAUUUAUGUUAAAAUUGAGUUAUAUUAUGCUCCGUAAAAGCAGAAGAUGUGGAUCUGGAAAUUAAUGAACCAAAAUUGGCCUGUUGGAUAUUAGACCUAAUUGGUGGGCAAAACAAUGAGGGGAUGGACAAUUCCACCCAUCACUCCCUUUUUGGAAAGAGACCUUGGGGGAGAAUAGAGAAGAACAGACAGAGCUACUGGAGUGAGCUUCACCAUCAUGGCUGCCACUGCCACCGUUUCCUGAGGCCCUGGGCCUUCGUCGCGCUGGUCAUGAGAGAUCCUGACUGGAUUGGACCAGAGAAGGAUCCAGAUGACGUGGCUCGCUUUCUGCUCCAGCCGAAACCUGAACACCUUCUGAGAUGAAAGGGGAUCAGGCUUUAACAGCAGCAGCAACAGCUCCAGCCCAUCUCCACUAACGUAUUCUCUUUUCCCCUAGAGGACAAUUAUUGCCAUCUUUAAUACCAUCUAAGAGAUGGUCAAACAAGGGGGUUUUCCUUCUAGACCUCUCUCCAGCUAAACGGAGCAAGACAUGUUAAAAUGAAAGCCUUACUUAAUACUUUACAUUUCAAAUGCUUUACCUGUUUUCCCUUCUUUUCUAUAUCUUUAAUAAAAGGUUAAACGGA